AGUUGUAUACAUAUUGUCAAAAAAUUGUGAGGGGAGAAGGCAGAUCGCUGUACGGUUUUGUUCCUGCAAAUCCUUACUAAUUCUGUCCAUCAUUGGAGUUGUAACCAGUUGUGUAUCACAUGUUAUGUUGAUUCGAAAGGGAACGACCAAAAUGACGGGUUCAACAACCGAAGAUGGGUUGUUAAAUCAAGUGAACGGAAACUUCAUCUGCGGUGUCGUGGAAGGUUUCUAUGGAAGGCCAUGGACCACAGAACAACGUAAACUUCUCUUCAAAUGGAUGAGUGAUAUGGGUCUGAAUACUUACAUGUAUGCCCCAAAAGAUGACUAUAAGCACAGAGCAUUUUGGAGAGAACUUUACUCUGUUGAAGAGGCUGAAAACCUUACUGGACUCAUUGAGGCAGCUGAUGAAAACAAUGUCACAUUUGUGUAUGCCAUCUCUCCUGGGUUAGAUAUUUCGUUUUCUAACAGUAAAGAUGUCCUUUGUCUGAAGAGGAAACUCGAGCAGGUAGCAGCAUUUGGGUGUAAAGCAUUUGCCUUGCUAUUUGAUGACAUUGACCCAGAAAUGUCUGAAGCAGACAAGACUACAUUCCAGUCCAGUGGUCAUGCUCAGGUGUCUGUCACUAAUGAGGUGUAUCAACAUCUAAACCAGCCUAGAUUCCUUUUUUGUCCAACAGAGUACUGCUCAACGCGUGCUAUCCCCUCAGUGAGUAACUCUGAGUAUCUGACCACACUGGGCUCAAAACUCCUCCCAGAUAUUGACAUCAUGUGGACAGGCCCCAAAGUCAUAAGCAAAAAGUUAACUAUCCAGUCUCUGGAAGAAGUAGCCAAAGUCUUGCAGAGACCUCCACUCAUAUGGGAUAACAUCCAUGCUAAUGACUAUGACCCGAGGAGAUUGUUUCUUGGUCCGUAUGAUGGACGAUCACCAGAGAUUAUACCCUACCUCAGAGGAGUUCUAACAAACCCCAACUGUGAAUUUGAAGCUAAUUACAUCCCAUUACACACCCUAGCUCAAUGGAGUAAAUCCAAUGCUGAAGGAGUCAAAAAAGAUAUUAUUGCAGAAAAUCGACUCAGUCCAGUGACAGCAGACAUUCGACUUGAGACAGAGCAGGACUUUGAAUCAGACGAAGACAUCCCUUCACGGUUUGACAUCCGAUAUCAACCACACAAGGCUUUAAAAUGUGCAUUGUCCGAAUGGAUGGGUGAAUUUUCUGCUAAUAGACAUCCACAGACUGUAGGUUGUGUCAAACCAGGUGUGGCAUUACCUUUACCAACAGUGAACACCUGUAUGUCUGUGACAGUUCCCACCACAACAAUAGCACAAGAAGGAUUGCCUCCAGCUGCUCUGCCUUUAGCAAAUGGCAUCAACAAUAUGAACCAGCUUCAAGCAUUGUCAGAAAUUAACACCUAUGUGCAACCUACAAUGAAUCCUGUGAACAGCCUGGUUGAUUUGCCAGAGAAAGAUCCAAGCAUUCAGGCUGAAAUUGCUGAGCCUAUGGAUUAUGUCCCUGUUCCUCCUGUCUCUGCUCCUAUUGACAUUAUCAAAAACAAACAGGAUACAGAAAUGCAGGUGGAUGGCGAGUCAGAAGCAGAAUCUGUGGCUUCUCUUGACAACAUUGUAUCCAAAGUUAAUUUACAAAGUGAUGACCCAUUUUGCUAUGAAGACCUAGAACUACUGGUGGAUCUCUUCUACAUGCCCUUUGAGCAUGGCUCUCGGGGUCUCAAUAUGUUAAUGAAUCUGAACUGGUUGAAGAUGAAUGCACACAUUAUGGCUGAAAACAAAGGCAAAUUAACUCCAGAGGUUGAAGAAUGGGACAAAAGAGCAGAGGAUUUUGAUAAAUUCGUCCGUAGUGUGGACUGCCUGUUGAAGCAUCUGUCCUCAGUCUCCAACAAAGCCCUCUUGGCCGACAUGUUCCCAUACGUCUGGGACAUGCUGGGAGUCUUGAGAGCCUGCAAUGGAUAUGUCAAAUGGCUUGGGGAAGGACAGGUGCCCUACCUGAGCGUGUUCCACAUGCAGGGCUGCCUUACAUGGAUGACAAAGAGCUAUAAGGAGGCUUUCAUCAGUGGAGAACAGGAGCCUUGGAUGUUUCGCAGUGGUCUCCAGGGGGAGUUCCAACGUAUGUUGCUGGUUGAUGGAGCGCAUGAUCUUUUCAUGCUCAAGCCCCCAGAUGUUGUCUGCUGUAAAUCCUACACAAUCCGGCCAUACCAAAUCAGUGAUGAGCCUGCUGUCUACAGGAUAUGCCGUUUAACAUAUGAAGAUGCCAUUGAUAGAUCUGAAGUCUUUCCUGGUCUACCUAACCUCAUUGGAGACAAACUUGUAGGUGGCCUGGUUACAUUAAGUCCAGAAUAUUGCUUUGUUCUUGAGGAUGAGGAAGGAGUGUUUGGUUAUGGAUUAGCUGCUCUAGAUUGUAAACAGUUUGCUCAGCGAUGUCAAAUUGCUUGGUCACCUGCCUUAUGUGAGAAAUACCCCAAACCUGUGAAGGAGACCCUCACUGCUGCUGAUGAGGUGAUAUCUGAUUUCCACCAGACCCAAGUUCCAGUCCCUUUCAGUAUUGCAACUCGAUACCCAUCCAUUGCCCGCAUUGAUGUCCUGUCUGGGCGAUUGGCAGAUGAGGCUGUACCAAAGAGACUGCUGGCCUGUAUGAUUUCUGCCCUCAAGACAAAUGGCUCCAUAGGAAUCCACGUUGGCCUGAGUUCAGGAGACAAGUGCAUGUUUGACCACUACAGCAGGCUGGGCUUCUGUCCAUUAGGUAACCAGGAAGGCACACCAGAGGGCUCCGUCUUCCUUGGCCGAAUUAUUUGACCCCUUUUCCAAGAGCACAAGGACAUGUGGAUGACUAGAUGAUGCAGAGUUACCUCCGCUUGUCUAGGUCCUUAAUUUUCAUCCCAUACUCGUCUGUGAUGUAACUGUUCCAUAGUGGAACUUGUCUGGUCAGAAUCUGGUAAUAACUUGUUCCAUUGAAAUGUUUGAGCAUGUGCUAAUACUCUUCAGUCAUUUGGUGAGCACGUGUACCUACAAUCGCAGUUAUUUAUUUAUUUCUUAAGAUUUUGAUAAUAAAUUAAGAUGUCUACAUAUUUUUGGCUAAUCUUGAAACACAAGCAGGGGAGGUAUGUGUAAUCUUUAAAUUUGUAAUGACUUUCCAUUCACCAGUAAGUGCUAGUGUCAUCCAUAUCAUUAUGUAAACACCAAGCAGCUGUGCAUGCAUUGUGUUUAAAAUAAAUAGUUCUUACAAAAGGAACAGUGCUUCUUUGGAUUUUUUGUGUAGUACAGUGGUUUGUGAAUGUCGGUGUUAGUCUGCUCGUGUCCAAUCGGUUUCCUCUACUCCUGAACCUAACUUCAAUGAAGUGGAACAUAACCGUUCUUCCAGUUUCCUAAUGGUAAAAGACUAAGACACUGGUCUACAUAGUGAAUACCCCAUCAAGUAAUUAUGAAACUGAUAUUUAUGAUGCUGCUUUUGUGCAGAUACUUUUGAGAUCGUCUUUGGAAAGGAGUUAAAGUCCAUAAGACAAUGCACAACGCGUACAGCGUAAAAGAUCGGUACAAUCAAAUGAAAAGAGGAUGGUUUAUAGCGAUCAUUUUUUCUGUGUUUCCGUGGGUCUUAGUUGAGGU
Messenger RNA from Liolophura sinensis, 3607 nucleotides. Its product is annotated as protein O-GlcNAcase-like. NCBI's taxonomy places the organism in Eukaryota, Metazoa, Mollusca, Polyplacophora, Chitonida, Chitonidae. Gene Ontology annotation, biological process: glycoprotein metabolic process. Bases 125 to 2800 code for a protein of 891 amino acids. Gene Ontology annotation, molecular function: beta-N-acetylglucosaminidase activity. The record is from RefSeq and is a predicted model, not a curated record. The transcript is spliced from 14 exons.